AGGCAUUGGACUAGGAUCUCGCCUAGGUGGAAAACCAGGCGAGGAGAGUGAGAGUGAGUCAGAGCGUUCCCAAUCCGCCACCGCUGGGACUCGCGUCCUAGCCAGACCUAGCCGGGGGAGGCUCUCCAGCUCCCAGAACGCGGCGGGACAGGGAAUGUGACCAGCUGACCAGGGAGGAGGCUGGCAGGAAGUGAGGCCACUAAGCAGUCUCCACCCGGUUCCGGGGUGGGGUGGGGGUCUUAGGCCAUAGCUGGCCCCCCUCCCCUCUUCAGUGGCAGUUCUGGUUGGCGGCUGCCAGAUGACGUCAGCAGCUAAGUUUGGGGAGUUGCCAUGGAGACAGGGACAGGUUUUUGCGCGCGACCCCCUUCUCCCUUGCAGCUACCCUUUUGCCUGGGUUAUUUAUAGCUUCUGUUUACCUCAGUCUACUGUAGCCCUACAGCUGAGUCGGGCUGGACCCAGAGACUCGUGGAGAGGCUCUAGCUAGUGUGACUGAUCAUUUCGCUAGAUUGACAGUACUGUCGGUCCUACUUUCUGUCACAUGCUGGUGUUAUUUAUUGUCCUGACACACAGGAACUAUUGGAGGUCUAUGGAAACUGGGUUUGUGCAGGCAAUUAAGAUUCCAUUCGCUGUUGAGCUGCACGCCUCAUAACCUUUAGGACUUGGAUUCUUUCUCAUGUCCAGAACUCACCUGAGUUGGCAGGAGCUGAGACUUCUGUCUCUUAGCAGCCAGCAUCCACCAGUUGAGAUAGUUCCUCUCCCUUAGCUCCAGGUAGGUGUGAGGAUGGGGGCAGGGGUGUUAACCCUUUCCAUCCUCACCAACAGGGGAGAGUCUGCUUCUCCCAGAAGUGACCAGUCAGAUGUACAUUCUCCAUAGCCAUUUAAUGGCAAUGGGGUGAGGUGGUGGUGGUUGGUGUUACCAACAGUCACCUGUCAUGAUUCCUGACUAUAGAGGUUAAAUGGCAGCAGAGAUGCUGCCAGGGAAAGAAAAUGAAAGGAACAAUCAGAAUCCCAGGACACCUUGAUCCUGUCUCUGUCCAAGGGAGCAGGCCUGCUCCACAAAGUGGGAAGACUCUUUAUUUUUUUAAGAAUUAUUUAUUUAAUAAUAUAUGACUACACUGUCACUCCCUUAGGGCACACCGGAAGAGGGCAUCAGAUCCCAUUACAGAUGGCUGCGAGCCACCAUAUGGUUGCUGGGAAUUGAACUCAGGACCUCUGGAAGAGCAGUCAGUUCUGAGCCAUCUCUUCCGCCCCCUAGUGGGAAGAAUCUUAAGUUGGAUAGGGAAAUCUGGUAGACCCAGAUUUGUGUCCCAUCAUCUAACCACCCUUCUAGCAGGUCAGGAUUGUGUUUCAAAGACUGAGCAGCCUAGCUCCCCAACUCAGCUCCCUCCUCUCAGAUGCUUAGGUGAUGGUGGAGGGCCCAGGAAAUUAGAGUAGUGGGCAAGCAGGUAGGUUCCAGGACCCAGAAGGUAUAGACUGGUGGGAAGAUAGACCCUGGAGAACUACAACUAGCUAUGUGGCCUUGAGGAUCAGAGAGAGGAAGCUAUAGAGGCGCCAAAAAGGGGGAACCAACCCAGGGCAGACUUCCUGGAAGAAGUUCUUGGGAGACAGAAAAAAAUGGGAGGGAGUUAAGCAAGCUAAGAGCAGAGAGAAGAGGAGGCUGGGAUGUAGCUGAGUUGUAGAGUGCUUGCCUAAGGUCCUUAGUUUGAACCUAGCAAAGCACACACACACACACACACACACACACACACACACACACACACACACACUCAGUUUCUCACUAGUGGAAAGUGGGUAUAGGAGGAGUGGGUUUUGCUGCUCAGAUGCUAAGAACUUGAGUGUGGCAGGAGAGGGUCACAGUUGCUAGAGAAGAGGACAGGGGCCUGGGACGGAAGCAUAUUUAUUCUUAUGGGCAGUAGGUAGCUGUGAAUUUUCCAUAAGAGUCUGUAUAAGAUUUAGAGUCUUAGAUCAGAAAGUCUCGGCUUGAAUCUGGUUGAAUCUGGGCCCUGCCACUUGCUAGCUGUGUAGUCUUGGGUAAAUUAAUAUCAUCAGCAAUAGCAGCUAAUACUUGUAGACUCAUGCACUUCUCCCUCCCCUAAACACUCCCUGUAGAUGGCGGCAUCUCAGGCCAUGCUUCCAGCAAUGGUUGUGGUUAUUAUCCUCAUUAGAUCUGAAGUCCAAAAGCUUAAGAGUCUUGCCCAAGGUCACAUAGAGCCAGGUGACCUCAUCCGUGAAGCAGGGUUAAUAAGGCUCACCUACGUAGGUUUUCUUGCUGGAAUUAAAUGAUCUUUGUUCAGCAUAAUGCCUGACACACAGUAAACAUUUUAAAAAGGAUGUUUUUGUUCGUUUGUUCGUUUUUUUUUUUUUAAUUGUUGGUGAAUAAAGAAUGGUUGAUUGCAGGAUAAAGGGGAGACAGUGAGCAUACUGGGAGGCUACUCUAUGAAGCUAGGGUACAGCUGGUAAUAGCUUGGACCUGAUGUGAAGUGUGAAGAUGUGGAUUCCAGAGAACACUGUGUGUGUGUGUGUGUGUGUGUGUGUGUGUGUGUGUGUGUGUGUGUGUGCGUGCGCGCGCAAGCACUUUACCACUGAACUAUACCCCCAGACUUUAAAAUAUAUAUUAAAAUUAUAUAUAUUAAUAAAUUAUAAAUAUUAAAUUAUAUAUAUAUAAUUUUACUCUUUGUGAUAGACUCUUAGUAAGUUAGCCGGGUUGGCCUUGUACCAUCAGCACUGGAUCUAGAGACAUCUAAAAGCUUGAUCCGCCAAGAGUGGGUGGCUGAGUGGAGGUGAGGUGCAACUCAUAGCAGCAAGGAAGAUGACUCCCAGUUUCUGUUUUGAACAACUAGACAUGUAGACGACAGGACUGUCAUGGAGUGGUUAAGAUUGGAGACAUGGUCAGUCCAGUGACCUCAAACCCAGUUCAUCUUCCUUUACAGGCCACUACACACUGUCAGUUAGUUUGUGGGGAGACAUCUGGGAGACAGUUGGAUAAGCAGGCCUAAUACUUACAAGGGUGGUUUGGUCGAGGAUAGAUAAGGCUGCUGACAGAGAGGUACACAGCCCAAGGACCGAAACAAUCAAGUCCACAUGGGGAUAAAGACAAAAACAGGUCCUCUGUGGGGGUUGGGGGGGAAUGUGUGGCUAAAGAGGUAGGUAGAAAAACAGAAGUAUGUUGCUUCUUGAAAUUCAAGAGAAGGAAGGGCUUAAGGAAGAGGAAGGGAACCACCAAGUCGAAUACUUUAUUGAGAUCAAGCAGGAUAAGGACUAGACAUUAGAUAUUGGGUUGAUUCAGGAACAGAGAGGUCAUUGUUGACCUUGUCAAGACUAGCCACAGGAGGGGUGGGUGCAAAAAGCCAGCCAGCCUGGGGACAGGAGCAGGUGGGUGUGGCUAGGAAGUGGAAGUAGACAUUCUUCCGGAAACUCGACUCAGAAGGAGCAGUGCAGGGGGUGAGGAAUGGGGAGAGCCAGACACAGAACACACGGGGGUAGGGGGGUAGUGGUGGUUCUUUUUUAUAGUUACUCAUUUACUCUGCGUGUCUGUCUGUCUGUCUGUCUGUCUGUCUGUCUGUCUUGCUAGGAUUGAAUCCAAAGCUUUGAGCAUACUAAGCAUAUACUUUACCAUUGCACUAAAUUCUAGAUUACCUGUAUUUACUUAAAUCCUACUGUAUGUGCUCUAAUGUGUGCAGAAAAUAGGCAGACACUGUGGCAGCAAGAUUGUUUGAGCCUAAGAAUUUUGAGGUUAGCUUGGGGAAUAUAACUAAGACCCUAUCACUCCUAGACAGAGACACAGACACAGACACAGACAUAGACACACACACACACACACACACACACACACACACACACACACACACAGAGGUCUGCCUAAAUGUACAUCAUGAAACGUUUUGUAAUGGAGCACACCUGUCUAUGAUCAGGAAGUAGAACCUUGCUAACACUUCAGAAGACCCCUUUUGCCUACUUCCAGUUACAGCCUAAGAAUGAACCACUGUCUAACUUAGAACUUCAUUGUUGUAAUAAAACACCAUGACCAAAAACAACUUGGAGAAGAAAGGUUUAUUUCAUCUUAUAUUUCCAGGUAACAGUUAAUCACUGAAGAGAGCUGGGGCGGAACUCAGGCAGGGCAGGAACCUGGAAGCAGGAACUGAAACAGAAGCCUCGGAAGAAUGCUGCUUACUGGCUUGCUUCCCAUGGCUUGCUCAGUUUGCUUGCUUGCUUUCUUUCUUUCUUUUUUUUUUUUUUUAAAGAUUUAUUUAUUUUAUGUAUAUGAGCACACUGUAGCUGUCUUCAGACACACCAGAAGAGGGCAUCGGAUUCCAUUACAGAUGGUUGUGAGCCACCAUGUGGUUGCUGGGAAUUGAACUCAGGACCUCUGGAAGAGCAGUCAAUGCUCUUAACCGUUGAGCCAUCUCUCCAGCUCUCAGUUUGCUUUCUUUUUUUUUUUUUUUUUUGUUCUUUUUUUUUCGGAGCUGGGGACUGAACCCAGGGCCUUGCGCUUCCUAGGUAAGCGCUCUACCACUGAGCUAAAUCCCCAGCCCCCUCAGUUUGCUUUCUUAUACAUCUCAGGUAGCAUGCCCAGCGGUAGCACCGCUCCCCAGUUGGGCUCUCCCACAUCCAUCAUUAAUCAAGAAUAACUAGAAAACCAGUUGUGGUGGCACCUGCCUUUAAUCCCAGCACUCAGGAGGCAGAGGCAGACAGAGUUCAAGGUUAACCUGGUCUCCAUAGCAAGUUUCAGGCCAGCCAAUCAAAGCUAAACAGCUAGAUCCUGUCUCAAAAAACCCAACCAAACAAAACAACAACAACAACAACAACAAAAGGCUUCUUGCCUACAGGCCAACUUAAUGGAGAUAUUUUCUCCAGUAAGAUUCUCUUCUCAAAUAUGUCUAGGCUGUGUCAAGUUAGAAGAAACCAACUAGGAUAAUUACUAAUCUAACCUCUUCCAUCAUAAAUUAGUUUUGUGUGCUUUUUGUUCUGUUUUUGUCCUAGUUUUUUGAGUCAGGGUCUCAUGUAGCCUAGGAUAGCCUUGUAGCCUAGGAUAGCCAUGAACUUCUGAUCCUUCUGCCUCUGCCUUCUGAGCAAUGAGAUAACAGGGAUGGGCCAACAUGCCCAGCACUUUCACACUUGUUUUUGAAAAUCAUUUUCAAGGGAAUAGUGUCUCCUUACUUGUAUAUUGUGUCUGUCACACGUUAAUAUACCUGUAAGGUUCUCCUAUACUAUGGCAUGUAUUUUGUUUAUUUUUCAUACUUUUAAUCACAUGGUGAUUCUGUUAUUAUCAAUGGGCAUUUGGAUAGUUUUCAGUUUUAAUGUGAGAGUGACUUGAAUUUACUGGUGAGUUGAAUAGAAAGUCAGAGGCAUCCAUCUUUUCUGAGAAGGGAAAAAAAGACUAGAGCCAUACAGGACAGUUUCUCAGGUAGGAAGUGAGAACCAUCUGUGGUUGAGGAUUGCACUGUGAGUCUAUGAUUCCAGCCAGGCUGCUGUGCCAAGACCUCUGGGCUCGAUCCAGGCUGAGUGUAGGAGCUGCAAGGACAGGGAGGUGGUUUGCCAGGAUUGGUUUCUGCUAGGGAAGACAGAAGUGCAGAACGCUGGGGAUGCUAACAGCAGGCAAGAGACAGAAGGCUGGCUGUGAUUGUAGGCUGGGAAGAGGAUGUGCAGAGAAGGUAGGGGAAGGAAGGUGGGAGGGAGCUGGAAGAGAAGGCAAGCAGAGGCGGACAGUGAUCUGUGUGCACAGUGGUGUCUGUGAAAUUCUGGGCUGUAUCUCCAGUGAUUAGCAUGUGUUUGUCAUUCAGUGGGGAGCUGAAUAAAUGAGUUUGGGCCCAGGGGACCAGUGGUCUCAGGUACCAAACAGAAGCAGUAGUGGUAAUGGAGAGAUCACAGUGAGGCUGUGGUUUAGGAAAAGGGCAUUCCUGAGCCAGUGAUUAGGCUAUGGUGUUGGGUAGGGGGUGGGGGGUGAAAUGUGGGUAAAGGGUUCGGUAGGCAGGUCACAGGAACACACAGUUCAUGCUGGAUGUUCACGUAAGAGAUGUUGGGAUCAAGAAAGCCAGUACAAGGGGAUUCAGGACUUGAGGGGGGAGCCAUGGGUAGAAGAAACCAGGCUGGGUAGUAGGACUUGAUCCCUUUCCUUUGUCCAAGAGAAAGAAAAGACACAGAUGCAAGGGGGCUUUGGGGAUAGCCUCUUCCCUUCAUCUCCUCUCAGCUUCUUCAGAAUCCUUAUGAUUCAGUGUCAUCCACUGGUACAACUUCUGCUCUCAAUCCUACUUUCUUCUUUCUUCCUUCUUUCUUCCUACUUUCUUCCUUCACACAUAUAGAACCCAGUCAGUCUGUGUUGAAUCUCUUCUCAGCAGCCACAUUUUAUUGAUAUUUUGCCUGUAUAUAUCUGUGUGAGGGUGUCAUAUCCCCUGGAAUUGGAGUUACAGACAGUUGUGAGCUGCCAUGUGGGUGCUGGGAAUUGAACCUGGGAUCCUCUGGAAGAGAAGCCAGCACUCUUAACCGCUGGGCCAUCUCUCCAGUCUCUUGGACACCUUUCUAUUACAGUCUCCCAUAGUUCUCUUCAUUUUGUCCUUCCAUAUUUAUUCUGGUGUUCAACUCCCUUCACUGGCGUCCCUAGCCACAAACCCUGUGUCGGCCCAUUACGGAGGGAAGUCCCUAGUAACCCCUUGCAGAGGCUAAGGAGACUGAGGUUCGGCGCCCCCCCUAGUCCGGGAGACCAGUCCCGCCCCAUCCCGGCGGGCUGAGUCAGGAGGCAGGAACUGGGCGGGCGGGAGGCGUCGAGAGCAGCCAGAAACCUGGGCCAGAGCCGCUGGCAGUGAGCUUGGAGCCCAACUGGGCUGGUACCAAAAAGCCCCGAGCUAGCGGGGCACAGUGGGUGACCGAGAGUCGGGGGCCGUCCGGAACUUACUAUGAACUCCAAAAAGAGAGGGAGCCCCGCGCGAACUCAUUCCAUGAUGUCCCUGUCGGUGCGGCCGCAGCGCCGCCUGCUCAGCGCCCGGGUCAGUAGGAGCCAGUCCUUCGCAGGCGUCCUCGGCAGCCAAGAGCGCGGGCCCAGGAACUUCACGGUCUUCAGCCCACCAGGGCCUCAACGGAAGCCUUUAGUGCUCUCCCGAGUGUCAAGGAUGUUUUCUGUGGCCCACCCAGCCCCCAAGGUGCCACAGCCUGAGAGGCUGGACCUGGUAUAUGCUGCUCUUAAGCGGGGACUGACGGCCUACUUGGAAGUGCAUCAGCAAGAGCAGGAGAAGCUCCAGCGCCAGAUAAAGGAGUCCAAGAGGAAUUCCCGCCUAGGAUUCCUGUAUGACUUGGAUAAGCAAGUCAAGUCCAUUGAACGUUUUCUUCGACGACUGGAAUUCCAUGCCAGUAAGAUUGAUGAGCUGUAUGAAGCAUACUGUGUCCAGCGGCGUCUCAGGGAUGGUGCCUACAACAUGGUUCGUGCUUAUAGCACUGGGUCCCCAGGGAGUCGAGAGGCCCGAGACAGCCUGGCUGAGGCCACCCGAGGCCAUCGAGAGUAUACAGAGAGCAUGUGUCUUCUGGAGAAUGAGCUGGAGGCACAGCUGGGCGAGUUUCAUCUCCGGAUGAAAGGGUUGGCUGGGUUCGCCAGGCUGUGUGUGGGCGAUCAAUAUGAGAUCUGCAUGAAAUACGGCCGCCAGCGCUGGAAGUUACGAGGCCGAAUAGAGAGUAGUGGAAAGCAAGUGUGGGACAGUGAAGAGACUGUCUUUCUUCCUCUGCUCACAGAAUUCCUGUCUAUCAAGGUGACAGAAUUAAAAGGACUGGCUAACCAUGUAGUCGUGGGCAGUGUCUCCUGUGAGACCAAGGACCUGUUUGCCGCCCUGCCCCAGGUUGUGGCUGUGGAUAUCAAUGAUCUCGGCACUAUCAAGCUCAGCCUAGAAGUCAUAUGGAGUCCCUUUGACAAGGAUGACCAGCCUUCAGCUGCUUCUACAGUCAACAAAGCUUCCACAGUCACCAAGCGGUUUUCCACAUAUAGCCAGAGUCCACCAGAUACACCCUCACUUCGGGAGCAGGCUUUUUAUAACAUGUUACGGCGGCAGGAGGAGUUAGAGAAUGGGACAGCAUGGUCCCUGUCAUCCGAAUCUUCUGAUGAUUCAUCCAGCCCGCAGCUCUCAGGCACUGCUCGAUACUCAUCAACUCCCAAGCCUCUGGUGCAACAGCCUGAGCCCCUGCCUGUCCAAGUUACCUUCCGAAGGCCAGAGAGCCUCUCCUCUGGUUCCAUGGAUGAAGAGCCACCUCUGACCCCAGCCCUGGUCAAUGGGCAUGCCCCUUACAGUCGGACUCUCAGCCACAUCAGUGAAGCCAGCGUGGAUGCUGCCUUGACUGAGGCCAUGGAAGCUGUGGACUUAAAAUGCCCAGCCCCAGGGCCUAGCCCACUUGUAUAUCCAGAGUCCACCCAUGUGGAGCAUGUCAGUAGUGUUCCUCCUGUUGCAGACAAUGGCCGUUCUGCCACAAGUCCUGCCCUAAGUACAGCUGGCCCUGCCCCCACAUUUAUAGACCCUGCCUCAUCUACACAGCUAGACUUAGUUCACAAAGCCACAGACUCUGGCUCUUCUGAGUUGCCAAGCAUCACACAUACUAUGGCAAGCUCUACAUAUAGUGCUGUGAGCCCGAUCAACAGUGUUCCAGGCCUAACUUCCACCACUGUAGGUUCUACCCACAAACCCAUGCCCUCUCCCCUCACCUCUACAGGCUCUAUCCCCAGUGUCACAGACUCAAUCCAGACUACCACAAGCCCAACUCACACCACCCCAAGCCCUACCCACACUACUGUAAGCCCUACACAUAGCACUCCAAGUCCCACCCAUACCACUGUAAGUCCCAGCAAUGCUGCUCUAAGCCCCAGCAAUGCUACUCCAAGCCUCAGCCACAGUACCACUAGUCCUACUCAAAAAGCCACGAUGUCAACUCAUACCACUAGUGCUGUGGGCCCAGUCCAGACCACUACAAGUCCCAUUUCUACAACUGUAAGCCCCUCCCCUUCUGUAGACACUGCUAUAAUCUCCAGUUCCUCUGCAGUACCCUCUGUCCCAGGCCCUGAAGCACGGCCUUGUAGUCACCCAACCUCUACUCCCUACACUAAAGCAGACCCCACAGCAGCCUGCACCUCUUCUCCGAGUCUUGCUUCCUCUGGUCCAAAACCCCUCACAAGCCCUGCCCCAGACUCGCUAGAACAAAUCCUUAAGAGCCCAAGUUCCUCUCCGUCAUCCAUAGUCCCUGAACCCCAACGUUCAGAACUUAGCCUGGCCUUGGUUGCUCAAGCCCCAGUCCCUGAAGCCACUGGAGGAGCUGGGGACAGAAGGCUCGAAGAGGCUCUCAGGACCCUAAUGGCUGCCCUGGAUGAUUAUCGAGGUCAGUUCCCUGAGCUCCAGGGCCUGGAGCAGGAGGUGACUCGGCUGGAGAGUCUGCUCAUGCAGAGGCAAGGCCUGACUCGAAGCCGGGCCUCCAGUCUUAGCAUCACCGUGGAGCAUGCCCUGGAGAGCUUCAGCUUCCUCAAUGAUGAUGAAGAUGAAGACAAUGACAGUCCUGGGGACAGGCCCACAAGCAGCCCAGAGGUUGUGGCUGAGGAAAGACUAGACUCAUCAAAUGCCCAGUGUCUAAGCACAGGGUGUUCAGCCCUGGAUGCUACCUUGGUCCAGCACCUGUACCACUGCAGCUGCCUCCUGCUGAAACUGGGCACAUUUGGGCCCCUGCGCUGCCAGGAGGCAUGGGCCCUGGAACGGCUGCUGAGGGAAGCUCGAGUGCUCCAGGAAGUGUGUGAGCACAGCAAGCUGUGGGGAAAUGCUGUCACAUCUGCCCAGGAAGUGGUACAGUUCUCUGCCUCUCGGCCCGGUUUCCUGACCUUUUGGGACCAGUGUACAGAGGGACUCAACCCCUUCCUCUGCCCUGUGGAGCAGGUGCUCCUCACUUUCUGCAGCCAGUAUGGUGCCCGUCUUUCCCUGCGCCAGCCAGGCUUAGCCGAGGCUGUGUGUGUGAAGUUCCUGGAAGAUGCUCUGGGGCAGAAGCUGCCCAGGAGGCCCCACUCAGGCCCCGGGGAGCAGCUCACCAUCUUCCAAUUCUGGAGUUAUGUAGAAGUCUUGGACAGCCCCUCCAUGGAAGCCUAUGUGACAGAGACCGCAGAGGAGGUGUUACUGGUACAGAACCUGAACUCCGAUGACCAGGCAGUUGUGCUGAAGGCUCUAAGGUUAGCCCCAGAGGGGCGCCUGAGGAAGGAUGGGCUUCGGGCUCUUAGCUCCCUGCUGGUCCACGGCAAUAGCAAAGUCAUGGCUGCUGUCAGCACCCAGCUUCGGAGCCUGUCACUUGGUCCUGUCUUCCGGGAAAGGGCUCUUCUGUGCUUCCUGGACCAGCUUGAGGAUGAGGAUGUGCAGACUCGAGUGGCCGGGUGCCUGGCUUUGGGCUGUAUCAAGGCUCCUGAGGGCAUUGAGCCCCUGGUGUACUUGUGUCAAACAGACACAGAAGCUGUGAGGGAAGCUGCCCGGCAGAGCCUCCAGCAGUGUGGUGAGACCGGGAAGUGGGAGACACAAGUUAAGGGGAUUUGGGAUCUUGGCUAUUGGGUGUGGGGUGAGGUAAUGCCAGGGAAGGGAAGGCCCAGAAGAUGCCAGGGCCACUCUUGACCCUUAUCUUUUUGUACAUAACAGGGGAAGAAGGACAGUCUGCUCAUCGCCAGCUAGAGGAGUCCCUGGAUGCCCUGCCCUGCCUCUUUGGGCCCAGCAGCAUGGCCAGCACAGCAUUCUGAACUCUGAUUGCCAGCUCCCAGUGCUCCUUCCCUCAUUUUCAGGGCUCACUAGGCACUGGCAGGGAGGGUGAGGGCUGGUUCCAGUCACCUCUCCCCACAAAUUCCUAUCAAUGAAAAUCUAAUAUAUUCUUCUGUUAUCACUGGGGUUGGUAGAAUGCCUGAAAUGAAGUGCCUCCCAGCCGGUUCUGCAUAGCCACAAACAGUGUCAGGGGCCUGACCGUUUGGUCAGCUUGCUCUGCCUCACCACAUCCCUUGGUUUUGUAUUUUAUUUACAGAGUUUUACAGAUAAUAAAAAAGCAAAAUGUGUUUCCUACGUGGCUUGGUGCACGCCCGAGCCUCUGCUCCAA
Molecule: messenger RNA, 11073 nt
Organism: Rattus norvegicus (Norway rat)
Lineage: Eukaryota; Metazoa; Chordata; Mammalia; Rodentia; Muridae
Source: RefSeq, a predicted model, not a curated record